Ochotona curzoniae (black-lipped pika) is the source of this 551-nucleotide messenger RNA. It is a transcript of the gene GNRH1, whose product is annotated as gonadotropin releasing hormone 1. Bases 261 to 551 code for a protein of 96 amino acids. Lineage: Eukaryota; Metazoa; Chordata; Mammalia; Lagomorpha; Ochotonidae. Gene Ontology annotation, biological process: multicellular organism development. The transcript has 3 exons. Gene Ontology annotation, molecular function: gonadotropin hormone-releasing hormone activity. Gene Ontology annotation, cellular component: extracellular region. The record is from RefSeq and is a predicted model, not a curated record.
AAUUUCAGAUUUUAGAGCAUUUUGGAUUUUGGAUUUUCAAACUAGGAAUGCUCAAGCUAUACUAAUUUUAUCCACAGUGGCUAGAAAACUCUGGAAGCAAAUGUAUAGACAUCUCUGUAGUUUAGUAUCUGUGUGAAAACUGUGUGAUUCCAAAUUUCAUCUUUAAGGUUAAUGAUCAAAAUACUGACUUUUUUUUUUUUAACUAAAGAGGCUUUUAUGCUUUACUCACCCCAGUCUGAGUAUGUUUUGAUUGUGCACGGAUGUUCCUUAGAAUGGAGCCAAUUCCCAAACUGCUCACUGGACUGCUGCUAUUGAUUGUGUGUGUGGAGGGCUGUUCCAGCCAACACUGGUCCUAUGGGCUGCGCCCUGGAGGAAAGAGAAAUGCUGAAAAUUUGAUUGAUUCUUUCCAAGAGAGAACCAAAGAGCUUGAUCAGCUGAUAGAACCCCAGCGCUUUGAAUGCACCAUCCACCAGCCACACUCUGCCCUCAGAGGCCUGAAGGAAGCUCUGGAAAGUCUGAUUGAAGAGGAAUCUGGACAGAGGAAGAUUUAA